Fusarium proliferatum ET1 is the source of this 438-nucleotide messenger RNA. RefSeq lists its product as uncharacterized. The transcript is spliced from 2 exons. Bases 1 to 438 code for a protein of 145 amino acids. The record is from RefSeq and is a predicted model, not a curated record. Lineage: Eukaryota; Fungi; Ascomycota; Sordariomycetes; Hypocreales; Nectriaceae.
AUGGGUGUAGCCGAACGUGAGCCUCAAUUGCAUCUCGAGAAGAUGGUGAUUGCAGCCAUUCUUGAAUGCUUUGAGGACGUCGAGUCCUUGAUCGUAGCAGAGAAAGUUCAAUCUGCUCAGAAGAGUGCCGAAGGCCGCAUCAAGGGACAAUUACUCAUUGGUGGCAAGUCUUUCACAGAAAUAGUCGAAGGGCACGAGUACUGUAGGAGUGACAUACAGUCCUUGUCCACACACAUCAGACAAAAGCGAACCCCUGUAGCACGAUUAUUCCCCGCUAUUGAACCUGCUUUUCGAAUCUUUUGGGGGCCGUGUAAGGAGGAGAUGGAUAUGGAGACAAAUGAUGAGCAGGUAGCAGAAGCAUUGGCAAUGGACCAUGCCAAUGGCGUUCUCGACGGAUCUAUUUGGGCUUCAAUGGAAUGGAAGUGGCAGAAAAAGUAG